AUGGAAGAUCUAACCUUGGACGUAGAGGUCAUCAACACAAUCCAAGGCGCAAAAUCCCUCGCCGACGGCAUCGCAGUUCUCAACGCCUCCCACAGGAAUGAACUUCCCCUCCUCUAUAUCGACAUCGACCCCCAGGGUCUCGGCCCAAAAGGCGAACUCAACCUCUUGACCAUAAUGCUCUGCUACGGGCCCGAAUAUCACCGUCGUCUAUACCUCGUCGACGUCCAUCGUCUCGCAAACCAAGCUUUUUCUAGUCGAGGAUACUACGGCGCUAGUUUACGAAGUAUCCUCGACUCUGGAUCUUACCAAAAAGUGUUUUUUGAUGUUGGUUAUCAUUCUCAUAUUUUGUAUAACCAGUAUGGGAUUAUGUUGCAGGGGGUGAGUGACCUGCAACUUAUGGAGAAUGCGUGUCGGCGCAAUAGACGGAAUUUGCAGAGUUUUGAGCCAUUGGUGGAUAGUUUACUUGUUCAUGGGAGAAAUCGGAGGAGAUGGUUGGUUGAUAAGUUCAAUGGACAGUGGUCGUACAAGAAUUGUGCUGGGGCACCGCAUGGAGUCUUUCAGCAACGUCCGGUUGCUACGUAUAUUCGACUAUACUGCUGUCGAAAUAUUCGGUUCAUGCCGGAGUUGUAUGAUAAGAUACGGCGUGCAAUACCGAAAAUUAUGGAGCUGGUGGCGGAGGUUUCACAGAGGAGGAUUGAGGAGAGUCAGGAUGAUGGGUAUGAUCCUUCUGAGAGUGGACGGUUGAGAAGUCCUUGGACUGUUGAGCAGAUUGAGCUGCUUGAUCAUUGGCUGAACUUUGGUCCUGUGUUUAUCUAUUUGACAUUGGGCAGUUGUGUUUCAUGA
Messenger RNA from Fusarium verticillioides 7600, 843 nucleotides. RefSeq lists its product as hypothetical. Bases 1 to 843 code for a protein of 280 amino acids. The record is from RefSeq and is a predicted model, not a curated record. Gene Ontology annotation, molecular function: nucleic acid binding. The transcript has a single exon. NCBI's taxonomy places the organism in Eukaryota, Fungi, Ascomycota, Sordariomycetes, Hypocreales, Nectriaceae.